CGAGUCAGUUGAAGGCAGUGAGUCGUGAAGUGAGGAGCUGCUGAGGAGGACGGAGUGAAGACGAAUACGAGCCAUGGCUGUGAACAGAUGCAUCAAAUACCUUCUCUUCUUCUUCAACCUUCUGUUCUGGAUCAGUGGGUGCAUCAUCCUGGGCGUCUCCAUCUACCUGAAAGUGCACAAGGAUGGAAACGAGAUCACAAAUGAGUCUCUUCCGGGCGUCGACCUGAUGAUCGCCAUCGGGGUCAUCAUCAUGGUGCUGGGCUUCCUGGGCUGCUGUGGAGCCAUCAGAGAGAACCGCUGCAUGCUGCUGCUGUUCUUCAUCAGCCUCCUCAUCAUCUUCAUUCUCCUGCUGGCGGCGGGCAUUGUGGCAGCCGUGAAUGAAAAAAAGGUGAAGGACUGGAUGAAGGAGCGUCUGGAAAAGUUCCUCCCACUGUCAAGCCAACCGCAGAGCGUGAGGGAAGACCUGGAGGCACUGCAGGCGGAGCUGCAGUGUUGUGGUCUUGUAAAUGGACCGUCGGACUGGGACAAGGUUCCCGACUCCUGCCUCUGCAACACCACCGUAGCAGCCUGCACCCCCGGCACCCACUACAGCACGCCCUGCUCCACCCAAGUCAUCAAGCUGAUGGAGAAACACAUGGAGGUGGUGCUGGGUAUUGCCUUUGCCAUCGCCAUCCUGCUGAUUUUCGGCAUGGUCUUUGCCAUGAUCCUCUACUGUCAGAUCGGCAGGAAGGAGGGCGUCACCCCUGCCACCACCGCCUGAACACGCACUUGUGAUCACACCCUCUUGCUGCCUGGCAACGGCCAAUCAGCAGUGCCCACAUGACCCAUGUAACCUCAGUACUACUGUAACCUAUGCUUUUACUGUGGAGGAACACACUGAUAUUUUGGUUGAAAUUAAAUGUCAUUAAUACAGAUAAUACACGGCCUGAUGUCUGAGUAAUGACAAAAAACUAUAUACAUAUUUUAGGUAAACAUGAGAAUUUCUGCAUGUGAAAAAUUAACAAAUUAGUGUAUUUUUAAUUAACUAAAUGAAUGAAAUUGUUUUCAACAAGUGGAUUUCCCACUUGUGUACCUUAACUCAUUGUAUGGACGUGUGUUUAUGCUGUGGACAGUUCACACUGUGGCCUCAAGGAACAAAAUUUAGGAAAAUGACUGUGUUGUCUGGGGCUUAAUAUGUAUGGGCCUCCAUUACUGUAAAAAAAAAAAGUUAUGCGAAAGGUGCCUAAACGUAUAAUGAAGUACUAAAUCAUAGUUGUCUUGGUAUUUCUAUUUUUAUCUUUUCUUAGAUGCAGAAAUGGGCUUACACUGUUUUUUCUUUGUCCAAACGCUGUCUGUCAUGUCUGUCGCCAUUUUUGGAAAAUAUUAUAAGGUAAUCCUCAGGAAGUUAAAGUUGUGGUGUGUGCGUGUUCGUUCUAACAUAACUCCGUAAACCUUUCAGAAAUACAAGAUACAGUAAUAGAAUGACAUAUACAUGAGAAUUUAAUGUUACACCACAUUGUUAUAUUACUUAUCAACUUUUGAUUGUUUCAUUAAAGCGUACAGGUGAUCUAAUCUUUUGGAGCAAAAUUUCUUUGUCUUUGCACUCUGAAUGUUGUUUCUGUUGCAUUUUUUAUGUACACUGGUUGAAAACUGUAAGGAUCAUUUUUUUGUCACCGAACUAGUUUGGGGACAUCAAGUGUCACAUGAUCAAGGAAGGGAAAUAAAAACUGAGAGAAACAAAAUCAAA
Epinephelus fuscoguttatus (brown-marbled grouper) is the source of this 1726-nucleotide messenger RNA. It is a transcript of the gene tspan9b, whose product is annotated as tetraspanin 9b. Gene Ontology annotation, cellular component: membrane. The transcript is spliced from 8 exons. The coding region runs from base 74 to 760 and encodes 228 amino acids. NCBI's taxonomy places the organism in Eukaryota, Metazoa, Chordata, Actinopteri, Perciformes, Serranidae. The record is from RefSeq and is a predicted model, not a curated record.